Molecule: messenger RNA, 4717 nt
Organism: Oncorhynchus masou masou (cherry salmon)
Lineage: Eukaryota; Metazoa; Chordata; Actinopteri; Salmoniformes; Salmonidae
Product: sterile alpha motif domain-containing protein 14-like
Exons: 10
Coding region: 531-1838 (435 amino acids)
Biological process (GO): calcium-mediated signaling; neuron projection development; actin filament organization
Cellular component (GO): dendrite; actin cytoskeleton; cytoplasm
Molecular function (GO): actin filament binding
Source: RefSeq, a predicted model, not a curated record
CCCCUACACACACACACCAGGGCUGGAUCACCAGGACCUGCUUGAGAGCGCUGCCUUCUCCAUCAUACCAGACAGCUGUGCUUGAGUGUGUGCUUGUGUGUCCCUACCUCAGCCUGCCUCACUCUCUUUCUCUCUCUUGAUUUUUCUCCUGUCCCUCUCUCUCUUUACCCCGUCCUUCUCUCUUUCCUUUCGCUCUGCCUUAGACACUGUCAUCCACUCCCACUUCUCUCUCUCCCCUCCCUCCUCCCUCUCUACCCCCCCCCCCCCUCCUCCCUCUCUUUCUCGGCUGUCCUUGACAGUGCUCUGUGGCAGAGCAGAGCUCUGUAGUGCUGGGUUGUGCAGGAGGAAGCAGGCAGCCAGCCUUUGCCCAGUGGAUACAUUCUGUUCUGUCUCUUCCAACGCUGCUGCCGUUACCCGGGAUACGCAUUCGGCCUGCCGUGCUGCCAGUGGAGACGAGGGCCUUAUGCCAGUCUGCCAUGUCGACUGAGUGCCAACCUAAGGGGAACACGUUUUAAAGUGCCCAUUGCGCCAUGUCUGCCACACAGCUGGAGGAGACAGAAAAUGUUUUUGACCUGAACGAGGCCAUCCCAGAGACAGAGCUGCUGGACAACAGCAUACAGAAGGGGCGUGCCCAGCUGUCCGUCAAAGCCAGGAGGCACCGCCCCUCUCGCUCUCGCUUCCGAGACAGUGUCAGCUCCACAGAGGGAGAUGACAGUCUGGAGAGGAAGUGUCUGGACAGCCCUCUGCACUCCGUCCGUUCCCCCCUCCACUCCACCCUGCGAGGAGGCUCCUCCCCUUCUCCUGAUUCGCUCCUCUCCUCGUCCUCCCCUUGUCCCACCUUACGGAGCCCCGUGUUCUCCUUCGACACCUCCUCCUUACGGCGCUCCCCGGAGGAGGGCGGGACCGGGUCGCCAGCCCCUCGGGGGCGGUACCGCCAGCUGACCAAUGCCACUUCUCAGGAGGCCCUGGUGACCACGCCCAACAGCUCUCCCUCCAAGUCAUGUCCCAGUUCGGACUGCUCGCCUGUUUACAUUCGACGGGCACGACGCCCAGACAGUGAGGUGUUAGUUUCAGAAGACAGUCGAGACACCAGCCCGGCUGACCCCGGCAACAACAGCCUUAUCUUCGACAAGAAGACCAAGAGGAGAUUCUUGGACCUGGGGGUCACGUUGAGACGCUCCUAUGUGAGGGUCAGAAAAGACAAGUCAAACAGACUGUCAAUGGGAAGCCGGGAGCCAUCUGAGAGCCCGUCCAGGUCCUCUGGCUCUUUCGUGCCUUUCUCCUGGUUCACUGACAGCACCAGGGGCUCUGUGUCGUCCGGGGCAACUCCCCCCUGCUCCCCCAAACUGGUCUCACAGGACUGCAGCCCCCGCAAGUCCAACUCCCAGGAGUCUGCCCUGAGUGAUGAGUUCUCACCGCCCCCCUGUAGUCCCCCUCACGCCUCCAGUGGGACCACAGCCGACUCGUCCUCCCGCUCCUCACAACGCUACCAGACCCUCUCCCAGUCCUCAGACGAGCCUAUAGACGAGCCACUGUGCCUAGUGUCGUCGUGGAGCACCCAGCAGGUGUGCCAGUGGCUGAAGGGGUUGAACAUGGAGCAGUACAUCCCAGAGUUCACUGCCAGGGACAUCGACGGGGAGCAGCUCCUCCUGAUGGAUGGCACCAAGCUCAAGGGUUUGGGAGUGAACAGUUCCACGGACCGCAGUGCACUGAAAAGGCGGAUCAAAGACAUUCACGCAGCAGCGGAAAAGGAGCGCAAGGCCCUGGACAAACUGGAACGCCAGAAAGAGAAGCAGCGCAAAAAGGAACAGGAGCUACGCAAGCUAAACACAAGCUAGACAUAACCACCAGAUGGCGCUAAAUCACCACAGAAAUACUCCUGACUAGAAACUGGUGUUGGUGCACAUCUCCAACUCCCACAUUAUCAUGAUAGCAUUGAUGCUAAGUGGAGUUUUGUGCAAAAAGUUGGAAUUUGCUCAUAGACUUUCGUACUGUACCUCUGGUUUGGAUGUGAGUCUUUGAACCCUGCGAUGGGCGACAGUGUGUUGUCUAUCACUGACACAUGAAUAAUAACAGAAUGAAAGCACCAUGCUCUUCUUGUCAAAUGGAUUUAUUUUAGACCAAGAUCGGAAGCCCAAAGUGGGCAUGUGAGAGGUAGGUCGCGAGUUAUGAGAAUACAUCUACAGUCACACACUAUUUAUUCUUAAUUUGGGUAGUUGGAGGACAAUUGGGUCACGGCAGGACUGUCAAUUUCUAAUUUGGGUCCAGAGGUGAAAAAGCUUAAGAACUGUUUUGGACCAAUCAAUCAGUGGUUGACACAACAUGAUAGGUCCCGCCCAUAUUGGGGUUCAGUUGUCUCAUUCUUCCUGGCUAUGAAACACGUGUUGUUCUUUGUCAGUCAUCAAGGUUAUCCUCCCUUGUGGAAAAAAAUCAGACUAAUAAUUUGUUACUGGAAUUGAGUAUGUGUUAUAAACUCAGCAAAAAAAUAAACAUCCUCUCACUGUCAACUGCGUUUAUUUUCAGCAAACUUAAUUAACAUAUGUAAAUAUUUGAAUGAACAUAAGAUUCAACAACUGAGACACAAACUGAACAAGUUCCACAGACAUGUGACUAACAUAAAUUUAAUAAUGUGUCCCUGAACAAAGGGGGGGUCAAAAUCAAAAGUAACAGUCAGUAUCUGGCGUGGCCAGCAGCUGCAUUAAGUACUGCAGUUCAUCUCCUCCUCAUGGACUGCACCAGAUUUGCCAGUUCUUGCUGUGAGAUGUUACUCCACUCUUCCACCAAGGCACCUGCAAGUUUCCAGACAUGUUUGGGGGGAAUGGCCCUAGCCUUCACCCUCCAAUCCAACAGGUCCCAGGCAUGCUCAAUGGGAUUGAGAUCCGGGCUCUUCGCUGGCUAUGGCAGAACACUGACAUUCCUGUCUUGCAGGAAAUCACGCACAGAACGAGCAGUAUGGCUGGUGGCAUUGUCAGUCCCACAAGCCAUCAUGUCAGGAUGAGCACCACAUGAGGGAGGAGGAUCUCUUCCCUGUAACACACAGCAUUGAGAUUGUCCGCAAUGACAACAAGCUCAGUCCGAUGUUGCUGUGACACACCACCCCAGACCAUGACGGACCCUCCACCUCCAAAUCGAUCUUGCUCCAGAGUACAGGCCUCGGUGUAACUCUCAUUCCUUCGAAGAUAAACGCGAAUCCGACCAUCACCCCUGGUGAGACAAAACCGCGACUCGUCACUUUUUGCCAGUCCUGUUUGGUCCAGCAAUGGUGGGUUUGUGCCCAUAGGCAACGUUGUUGCCGGUGACGUCUGGUGAGGACUUGCCUUAUAACAGGCCUACAAGCCCUCACUCCAGCCUCUCUCAGCAUAUUGCGGACAGUCUGAGCACUAAUGGAGGGAUUGUGCAUUCCUGGUGUAACUCGGGCAGUUGUUGUUACACGUGGCCUGCCACUGCGAGGACUGUCUCAGGCGUCUCACAGUACGGACAUUGCAAUUUAUUGCCCUGGCCACAUCUACAGUCCUCAUGCCUCCUUGCAGCAUGCCUAAGGCACGUUCACGCAGAUGAGCAGAAACCCUGGGCAUCUUUCUUUUGGUGUCUUUUUAGAGUCAGUAGAAAGGCCUCUUUAGUGUCCUAAGUUUUCAUAACUGUGACCUUAAUUGCCUACUGUCUGUAAGCGGUGUUUAAACCCUUUACAAUGAAGAUCUGUGAAGUUAUUUGGAUUUUUACGAAUUAUCUUUGAAAGACGGGGUCCAUGAAAAAGGGCCGUUUCUUUUUUUGCUGAGUUUGUGACUUCUACACACAUUCAAUGCAUUGACAAAGUCGCACUUUUCCCAUAGCUUUUGACCAUACACACAAACAGUACAUUCUAGCAAAUCACACACUAUGAAAACCUAACCAUGGUCUGAGUUAUUAUAGAAAGAAUAUAAUUACAGAAAUUGGCAUUUAUGUAUUUUUUACAAAGAAUAUAAUCACAGAAUUCAGUUUUUUUCAAACACUCAUAACCACAAGCCAGUAACACACAACCACAUUCAUAUUGUAGUAUGCAUCAAUACUCUCAGUGGACAGGAGUAAAACUUGAAGUAACAGGAAGAUUUGUCCAAGACAUUGUCAAGAUAAGAUGCUGAUGAAACGUGAUUUUUGAGCAUAUUUGUAUAUACUGUAUGUUUGUGGCGUACGUGCAUGUUUGUGGCGUAUGAUAUACUGUCUGUUUAUGUGUGUGUAAGUGUGCAUAUGUGCUAUCUGAGGUCAUUCUUUUGGUAACGACCGUAUGGGGAUGGGACUGGCUCUCCUGAAAGGAGUCUUCUGACGAGGCCACUUUAGAAUUCUGGCUGUUGUCAAUCUUUUGUCUACUCUCACGUUACACCAAUCGUCAUCUUAGCUGUUUUUGUCUUGAGAGUCUCCAACUUUUGGACCCUCCUGGAACAAGACAAGAAUGGCACCAAUCAUCUUUGGAGGAUUCAGGGCCCCGUAUAAGGACUGAUGCUGGGACAUGCUAUCCAAACCGUACCCCCAUUUUGCCCAGUUUUCACACUGAAUUCAUGGACUGGUUUGUGGUCAGAAGAACCAGUGACAAUGAUAUUAGCUCCAGGUUUUACACAUACAAGGUCUUUAGGACUUUAGCUUCUUGAUUUCCAUCCUCCCCAGGAUGCUGUGACUUCAUUUAUUUUCAACUCCUAUGUCAAAUGGAAAUGUGUAAUAAAUAUGGUUUAGAAUGCAGAAUGCA